Molecule: messenger RNA, 2893 nt
Organism: Python bivittatus (Burmese python)
Lineage: Eukaryota; Metazoa; Chordata; Lepidosauria; Squamata; Pythonidae
Source: RefSeq, a predicted model, not a curated record
UGCCAUGAGAAAGGCUGGUGUUGCUCACAAUAAGACUAGCAAAGAAAUGGAAAACCAUGUUUUCAUGAAGGCCAAAACACGGGACGAAUAUCUCUCUCUCGUGGCAAGACUCAUCAUCCAUUUUCGGGAUAUUCACAACAAGAAGUCCCUGGCCUCCGUCAGUGAUCCAAUGAAUGCCCUGCAGAAUCUGACUGGUGGUCCGCCAGCAAGAGCAGGGGCCAUAGGGAUGAAUCCUCAUUCUCAGGGGACCUCACUGGCUGGGAUGAGCGGGCUUGGCCCCCCCAUGGGGCAGGCAAUGAAUCUUCCAGGGCAGCAGCCUCCAGGAUCUGCUGGACUGGCCUCUCAUGGCAUCCCAAACAUCCCUCCAGCCACCCAGCCAACCCAGCUCCAGUUGCAGCAGAUGGCGCAACAGCAGCAGCAGCAGUUCCAGCAGCAGCAGCAGCAGCAGGCAGCUCUGCAGCAGCAGCAGCAGCAGUUCCAGACCCAGCAGUCAGUAAUGCAGCAGCAGCAGCAGUUCCAAGUGCAGCAGCAGCAGCAGCAACAGGCAGCAGCUGUAGCGCAGCAGCAAAUGCAGGUGGUCCAGCAGCAGCAGCAGCAACAAAUGCUGAAGUUACAGCUCCAUCAGCAAAGCCAGCAGCAGAUGCAGCAGCAGCAGCAACUGCAGCGAAUUGCUCAGAUGCAGCAACAGCUGCAGCAGCAGGCCGCUCAGGCUGCUCAGGCCCAACAGCAGCAGCAGCAGCAACCGCCGCCGCAGCCCCCACCACCACAACAGAUGCAGCAGCAAGUGGCCCAGGGCCCACCCCCGUCGCUUCCACCCCAGCCCAUGGUUUCCCAGGCACAGACUGUUCCGGGGCAGAUCCCUGGCCAGGUCAUGUCCAUGGCCAUCCUGCCCCAGCAGUUAAAAGCCAUGCAGGUCAGAGCUUUGCAGCAGCAGCAGCAGCAGCAGCAGCAGCAGCAGCAGCAGCAGCAGCAGGCUGCUUCCCAAGUCCAGGCUACUCAGAUGGGAGCGUCAAGCCAGAUGAUCACCGCAAGUAUGGCCCGAGGUGGGAUGCAAAUAAGACCACGGUUCCCGCCUGCCACCGGUGUCUCUGCCACGCCUCCAAGCACCAUACCUUUGGGUGGACAGCAAAUGCCUCAGGUCAGCCAGAGUAGCAUCGCAGUGAUGUCUUCUCCUUCACCAGUCCAGCAAGCUCAGACACCCCAGCCGAUGCCUCCCCCACCUCAGCCACAACCCUCUCCUCAGUCUGGGCAGCCCAAUUCCCAGCCCAAUUCCAAUGUCAGUUCUGGCCCAGCCCCAUCUCCCAGCAGCUUUCUCCCCAGUCCAUCUCCACAGCCUUCUCAGAGCCCAGCAGCUGCACGAACACCACAAAAUUUCAGUGUCCCAUCUCCAGGGCCGCUCAACACACCAGGCAAUCCCACCUCGGUCACAAGCCCGGCUAGCUCCAGCCAGUCUGAGGAACAGCAGUACCUGGAGAAACUGAAGCAGCUGUCAAAGUACAUUGAGCCUCUGCGGAGGAUGAUCAACAAGAUAGAUAAAAACGAAGACAGGAAGAAGGACCUAAGCAAGAUGAAGAGUCUCCUGGAUAUUCUGACAGAUCCUUCGAAGCGCUGUCCUCUGAAAACUUUGCAGAAAUGUGAAAUUGCUCUGGAGAAGCUCAAGAAUGACAUGGCCGUGCCCACCCCUCCCCCCCCUGCAGUGCCUCCCACAAAACAGCAGUAUUUGUGCCAACCAUUGCUGGAUGCAGUCCUUGCAAAUAUCCGCUCACCAGUCUUCAACCAUUCCAUGUAUCGAACUUUCAUGCCAGCUGUGACUGCCAUCCAUGGCCCUCCUAUCACGACCCCAGUGCCUUCCCCUCGGAAGCGGAAAUAUGAAGAUGAUGAACGGCAGACCAUACCAAAUGUAUUGCAAGGAGAGGUUGCAAGACUAAAUCCGAAGUUCUUAGUGAACCUUGAUCCCUCCCAUUGCAGCAACAAUGGCACAGUCCAUCUCAUAUGCAAACUUGAUGACAAGAAUCUUCCAAACGUUCCACCACUACAGCUCAGUGUGCCGGCUGAUUAUCCAGACCAGAGCCCCCUGUGGAUUGAUAAUCCUCAGCAAUAUGAAGCAAACCCCUUCCUGCAGUCUGUGUAUCGCUACAUGAUGUCCAAGUUGUUGCAGCUCCCAGACAAGCACUCGGUCACCGCCCUCCUCAACACCUGGGCCCAGAGCAUCCGGCAGGCCUGCUUGUCUGCCGCUUGACAGCCUGGCCCUCGCCAGCUGGGUGCGGAAGCAAGAGCAUCUGGGGUUUGGUGGGUUAGGAGUUGGGUCUUCCUCGGGUGCCGGAGGCGACCUUUAGUGCUUGCACUGCUUCUGCCUUCGUAGGCUAGCCAGUCGCUUGACGCCAGCUUCCAGGGGAGAUUUAAAGAUGUCUUCUUAGAGAAGAGCUUGUGGAAAACAAACCUGGUCAUGGGAGUCUCCCCAGCAGAAAAACGGGCAGCCUGUUCAACGCCAACACGUGCCCUCAAUCGGCAGGACAAACUGCGCUUUGCUUCUCACGAGUCAUAAGGCAGCCGGCUGACGUGGCUCUACCAGGCGGUCGGGACGGGAUCGGAGGGUUUGAGGCAGAGUCUCCCACUUUCGGUGCUCAACGGUUGAUGUUUCCAGAAUUUCAGUUUCAGAAAUCUGGCUGGACACAGCUUUUCCACCUUUGCAGAGUUUCUUAAUAUUGGCUUGCAAUGAAGACCGUCCUGGUUGCUGGCGUAUCUGUAAAUCUCAGAGUACUAUGUCAUUUUGAAGGUUUUCAAAUAAUUACUUUGUAAGAUGCUGAUUAAUUGUAGUACAACAGUUGCAGCAUUUCACUCAUGAAUCAUUGCAUUUGUUUUAUUGUAAUAAAUCUAUUGUUACAGUGUUUAA